Talaromyces stipitatus ATCC 10500 is the source of this 545-nucleotide messenger RNA. RefSeq lists its product as uncharacterized. Bases 1 to 504 code for a protein of 167 amino acids. The transcript is spliced from 2 exons. The record is from RefSeq and is a predicted model, not a curated record. Lineage: Eukaryota; Fungi; Ascomycota; Eurotiomycetes; Eurotiales; Trichocomaceae.
AUGGCAUCCAUUAUUAUGACCGGCCUAAAUUACUCCCUGGCCAGUUCUACAACAUGUCCAGAUCAAUCACAGACAAAGGAUGGAUCGCAGCAUUAUACUACACGGCUCUCAAAUGUCGGGUUCACAGGAUCAGACUUCAAGCCGUUGGAUAUCUUGAGUCUUCAACAUCGUGAAGGAUUCUGGGAUACAUUGAUAAUGGGGGUUGUUGCGCGGAAAGUGAUGGAGAUCGAAGAGAGAGACUACUACGAGGAUAUCAAUCCUCUUGACGAUGUCUUUUCACUUUCGAACCUUCCUACCUCUUGGGAUCUGUCGUUGCCGACUUUACCAGAGUCAUAUAGGCUACGAGAAGCCGAAGCAAUUAUUUCAGGUUGUCCUGUGGAUAGGGUAUAUUUGGCAUGCAAGCAAAAGCGACGCAACAGAGAUCAGAAAGUUCUGAUAGGAGAAUAUGACGUUCUCAAUCGGCAGUGGAUAUAUGCAGGCGAUAGAUCCCCCGAGGAUACUUAAUGUUACCGCCGAUUCCCUUGCAUACAUGACUCUUAAUAACA